AUGUCUCUUAAUCUCAGACCGCCCCCGCGUCCCCGGCGACGACGACGGGACAGCGACCAGUCCUCGUCGUCGUCUACAAGCUCAGAAGAGACGAUUGUAUCCAGCCAGACGGAUCGGUAUGGCCGGCCGAUUGCCCAGGACGAUGUUCAUUUGCGCGCACCGAUAAUCCUCGCACCAACACAGAUCAACCCGCUCGUCGAGGCUGACCAGCUCGAUACAGAGCUGACCAGCAAGACGUGGCGCCUCGCGACGACGGGCAAGGACAGACUCGUCGAUGGGCGCCGCUAUGAAAAUGCACUUUGGAGGCUAUGGGCGCAGCAGAGACUGGGAAUCAGACGAAUUGAUGGUUCAGAUUUUGAUUGGAAUCAGCUGCUCGAAUGGAACCACCGCGCGCUCCUGGGUCCCGUCGUCAUCUCACAUGAAACAGCCCACUCCAAGGAAGAACUUGCACUCGCAUACAGCGUCGAUGCCACCCCGCUCGAUUAUCCUCCAACAGCCACUAUCGCAUCAUCCACGAGUUCCGAUGGUUCGCCUUUGACAAGCGACGCGUACAGGUCCAGUUACGGCACGAGCUCGGCCCAGCACAUUUCAUCCCAUGAACCAGACCGCACGUCAAACUCAAAGUUUAUCUCGCAUACCCACCAACGACAACAAGAUGCGGCCGCAGAAGAGGAACAACCGCCCGCGUGGAAUGUUCGAUCCGUGCUGUCCUAUAUCCGCAACGCAUCCCCGGCACGGAACCUCUUUUCUUCAAGUUAUUUCGCGCCGCAGACAGGGCCUACCAACAGUCACGGCCACGCCUCGUCUUCGUCUUCGUCCACCGGCCCUGGUACCCCGCCAGCGGCUCACUCGUACAAUGGCAACGUCAUUAUGCUCGAAGAUGGCACCCUACUGCGACCAUGCAUCACUCGCCGGGUCAGCUCGAGUAGCGAGCGCUCUUGGUCGACGACCAAAUCAUCCGUGUCCCCUGCGAGCGAACGUCGUCAGUACGUCGGCGGUGCGCAGGGUCGAAUGGUCAAAUUCAACAAUUGCGUGACCAGAGGUGCCUAUACGGUCGAGCGUGCCGAUGGGUCGCGGGAACAAGAGCAUGCAUUGGACGAGGAUGACGAUCAAGAGGAUCAUGUGGACGAACGAUAUUCUCCGCCGUUUGUGGAAGAGGCCAUUGACGAAGAGGAGAGUGAACACGGCGAGGACGAAGAAGAAAACGAAGAGACGCCAGUCGAGACGCCCGCGCUCGGUGUGCUAACCGCGCUCAACAAUGCACUCGUCCAUCUCCCACCACUGCCUAUCCCGAAUUGGUUGCGCGUCCCAGGCAUCUCGACGCCGCCGCUCCAUGCCAGCAAUAUCAGCACGCCGCCCGUCAUGUCGACUCCACCAGUCCAUGGAGGAAACAUUGAGCUCUUGCCGCCUACGCACCUUUGUCCUGUUGCCGAGGUGGACGAAAGAGGGCACACGGUCGUCUUUGUCCCGCCAGAGGGCAUGGAAGAGCUAUGCGAAGACGAUUUGGUACCUCUUCCGCCUAAAGCGGGUGAAGAGUAUGAGGAUGCAGAUGCGGGUCGUGGGAGGACGUUGACACGGAGUAGUCGGUCGCGGUCGAGUUUGGACCUGACGUUGCAUCCUGACGAGGAGGAUGCGGUGGACGAGAUGGAGGUCAAAUUGGCCGAGCUCGGUGCUGUGGGUGCUGCUCCACGGAGACUGUCGGGCAGCACAGACCUGACGACGGAGAGUGGAGAUGGACAGGAGAAGGAGAGUGACGCACAGUCUGAGCCAGAAGGUGUUGCGUCGAGGAGGAGUAAGCGAAGAAAAGCAAAGUCGACUUUUAUCCUUCGCGAAGAGGAUGAAGAAUGA
Molecule: messenger RNA, 1848 nt
Organism: Serendipita indica DSM 11827
Lineage: Eukaryota; Fungi; Basidiomycota; Agaricomycetes; Sebacinales; Serendipitaceae
Source: the annotation of a GenBank genome assembly